This is a messenger RNA of Hevea brasiliensis (rubber tree), 1355 nucleotides long. RefSeq lists its product as uncharacterized. Gene Ontology annotation, cellular component: ribonucleoprotein complex. Lineage: Eukaryota; Viridiplantae; Streptophyta; Magnoliopsida; Malpighiales; Euphorbiaceae. The coding region runs from base 358 to 1134 and encodes 258 amino acids. The transcript is spliced from 2 exons. Gene Ontology annotation, molecular function: RNA binding. The record is from RefSeq and is a predicted model, not a curated record.
UUCACGACUGCAACAGUCACAUUUGGCCUACCAUCCACAGCCACCAAACCCCGCCGUCCUCAGCCGGCCGGCAAUUGGACUGGAACCGAUGUGGGCUUUUUAAUUUUAGCCCAAAGAUGGUACCUUGGGCCAUGUUCACCCCAUCCCUCAAAAUCCAAUCCUUUGAGUGAAGGAGCGAACGACGUCGUUGUCUAACACAUUUUCAUCGUCUACGUCCGCCCGGUAGGCCCUACACUACACGCAGAAAGAGCUUCGAGUUGAGAAGCGAGUUAAGGGCAAAGGAAGGAAGGAAGGAAGAAAUCGAGAAAUCAAGGAAGAAGGAACAAGUGUUAGAAAAGAAAACAAAUUGUUGAGAGAAUGUUCUACAGAGGUAGAUAUCCUGAUGGUGGUAAUGGUCGUGAAAUGGGUGCCAAACGUCAGCGGUUAGUUGAUCAGGGUCCUUCAUUCUAUGGAACUUCCCCUGGUUCGAGUUUUAUGUAUAAUCCACCAUCUUAUGGAUAUGUUGCCCAACCUCCUCCCUUCCCUGUUGUCCGACUUCGUGGUCUUCCCUUUGAUUGCACAGAAAAUGAUGUGGCUGAGUUCUUCCAUGGUCUGGACAUAGUUGAUGUUCUUUUCGUCCACAAGGGUGGCAAGUUCACUGGUGAAGCUUUUUGUGUUUUUGGGUAUCCUCUUCAAGUUGACUUUGCUCUUCAAAAGAAUAGGCAGAACAUGGGCAGGCGAUAUGUUGAGGUUUUCAGGAGUAAGAGGCAUGAUUAUUACAAGGCAAUUGCAAAUGAAAUUUCAGAUGCUCAUGGUGGUUCACCGCACCGGAAUGCUCCUAGGGCGAAAUCUUAUGAUGAGGGAAAGGACUUGGCUGAACAUUCAGGGGUGUUACGUUUGAGAGGACUGCCAUUUUCUGCUGGCAAGGAUGACAUAAUGGAGUUCUUUAAAGAUUUUGUGCUGUCAGAGGAUUCAAUUCAUAUUACAAUGAACUCAGACGGAAGGCCAACUGGGGAAGCAUUUGUGGAAUUUGGAAGUUCGGAAGAUUCAAAGGCAGCAAUGGCCAAGGAUAGGAUGACCCUUGGGAGUCGUUAUAUAGAAUUGUUUCCUUCAUCAGUUGAGGAGAUGGAAGAAGCCGUUACAAGAGGGCGAUGAUGUUUGCUUCUGUCAUUUGUACUACUGGUGAUGUUUAACCUUGCCUCAAUGUCUAAAGUUUUGCUUCAUUACAUUUUCUUAGUUAGUAUGGUUUUCUGUUGUUUUUCAUCCCAAUGUUCUAUGAGUUAGUCAUAUCUUUGACAAAAUGGUGCCAUCACUUGUCAAAAUUUAUCUUUGUUUCUUUAUGACAUUGCCUUGAAUGUUAUGAGCGACUUGGCAAA